AUGGCCCCUAGACAGACCAAACUUGUAUGCCGCUGUGUCCCCGGAUUCAGUGCUGAUGUCCCUUGCCAUUGCUAUGCCCAAAAGUUGGCUGAAGGGGAUUCUAAAGGAGAUAAAGGCAAAGUGAAGUACAAGCCACAGAGAAGCUCUGCAAGGUUUUCUGCUAAACCUGCUCCUCCAAAACCAGAGCCCAAGCCUAAAGGGGCCCCUACAAAGAAGGGAGAGAAGGUACCCAAGGGGAAGAAGGGGAAAGCUGAUGCCAGUAAGGAUGCAAAUAAUCCUGCAGAGAAUGGAGCCGCCAAAACAGACCAGGCACAGAAAGCUGAAGGUGCUGGAGAUGCCAAGUGACCUGUGUGC
This is a messenger RNA of Apodemus sylvaticus (European woodmouse), 354 nucleotides long. RefSeq names its product non-histone chromosomal protein HMG-17-like. Gene Ontology annotation, biological process: chromatin organization. Lineage: Eukaryota; Metazoa; Chordata; Mammalia; Rodentia; Muridae. The coding region runs from base 1 to 345 and encodes 114 amino acids. Gene Ontology annotation, cellular component: chromatin; nucleus. The record is from RefSeq and is a predicted model, not a curated record. The transcript has a single exon. Gene Ontology annotation, molecular function: nucleosomal DNA binding.